UAUAGCUGUCAGUCAACAGCGAUACGAGGGAGGGUGACUGCCUGCAGGUGUUCUCCUGUAUACGGUAGUAGUUUCCAAGGCUUAGUUCAGAAAGUGGAUCUGCGAGGAAAUCCAACUACGAAGUGGCUGCGGCAGGCAGGAGGAUUCAAUUAACCUUCUAGAAAGACUUUGCAAGGGCUGAAAGGAGUGAAAGAAUCAGGAAAUAUUUUACAUAAAAAACUGGAAAUCAAGAUGGAAAAUAACAUAACAACGAUUUCUCGAGAAGAACUGGAAGAACUAAAAGAAGCAUUCAGUAAAAUAGUUUAAUGAAGAAACUGGAACACUUCAGUCAUUUGUGUUUCUUUAGAGACAUUGAUAAUAGUGGAUAUGUCAGUGAUUAUGAACUUCAAGAUCUUUUCAAAGAAGCAAGUCUUCCAUUACCUGGCUAUAAAGUUCGUGAAAUUGUGGAAAAAAUUAUAGCAGUGACAGAUAGCAACAAGGAUGGCAAAAUCAAUUUUGAAGAAUUUGUAUCGGUUAUUCAGGAAUUGAAAAGUAAAGAGAUUAGCAAAUCAUUUCGAAAAUCCAUAAACAAAAAACUGGGGAUUACUGCAAUUGGAGGAACAUCAUCCAUUUCCAGUGAGGGAACUCAGCAUUCUUACUCAGAAGAAGACAAGGUUGCAUUUGUUAACUGGAUAAAUAAAGCUCUUAAAGAUGAUCCUGACUGCAAACAUUGCCUCCCUAUGGAUCCAUCAGAUGAUAGCCUUUUUAAUUCACUUGCUGAUGGCAUCCUUCUUUGCAAAAUGAUUAAUUUAUCUCAGCCAGAUACAAUUGAUGAAAGAGCAAUUAAUAAGAAGAAGCUUACUGCAUUCACUAGAUCAGAAAAUCUAGAUCUAGCACUAAAUUCUGCAUCAGCUAUUGGCUGUACAGUAGUUAACAUUGGAUCACAAGAUCUAAUAGAUGGAAAGCCACAUUUGGUGUUAGGAUUAUUAUGGCAAAUUAUUAAAGUUGGGCUUUUUUCUGACAUAGAGAUUUCCAGAAAUGAAGCUCUUAUUGGUUUACUAAGUGAUGAAGAAGAAUUGGAGCAAUUAAUGAAAUUGUCUCCAGAAGAACUUCUGCUACGCUGGGUUAACUACCAUUUGAAUAAUGCUGGGUGGAAGAAAAUAAGCAACUUUGGUCAAGACAUUAAGGACUCAAAAGCUUAUUAUCAUCUUUUGAAUCAAAUUGCACCCAAACGAGGCAACAAUGGAGAAACAGCCAUUGCCAUAGACCUUUCAGGUUUUAAUGAACCAAAUGAUUUGAGGAGGGCUGAAUAUAUGCUUCAACAAGCAGAUAAAUUGGGUUGCAAACAGUUUGUGACACCUACAGAUGUGGUUGCAGGGAACCCUAAACUUAAUAUAGCCUUUGUUGCAAACCUCUUUAAUACAUACCCUGCCUUGCAGAAGCCUAAGAACAAUUCUUAUGAUUUCAGUUUAUUAGAAGGUGAAAGUAAGGAAGAGAGAACAUUUAGAAACUGGAUGAAUUCAUUGGGUGUAACUCCUUAUAUUAAUCACUUAUACAGUGACCUUGGUGAUGGUUUAGUAAUCUUUCAACUCUAUGAAAUGAUCCGUGUACCUGUAGAAUGGAGUCAUGUCAACAAACCACCAUAUCCUGCACUUGGGGGUAACAUGAAAAAGAUUGAAAAUUGUAACUAUGCAGUAGAACUGGGAAAGACAAAUGCCAGAUUUUCAUUAGUUGGAAUUGGUGGAAAAGAUCUCAACGAAGGCAACCCAACUUUGACCUUGGCACUAGUCUGGCAAUUAAUGAGAAGAUAUACUUUGAAUGUACUAUCAGACCUUGGAGAAGGGGAGAAAGUAAAUGAUGAAACUAUCAUUAAAUGGGUGAAUCAAACUCUUGCAAAUGCGAAUAAAACGACUUCAAUAUCUAGCUUCAAGGACCAAUCUAUAAGCACUAGUUUGCCAAUAUUAGAUUUAAUAGAUGCUAUUGCACCAAAAGCAGUCCGCUCAGAAAUGGUCAAGAGAGAAGAUCUAACACCAGCAGACAAGCUAAAUAAUGCUAAGUAUGCUAUUUCUAUUGCUCGGAAAAUUGGUGCUUGUAUAUAUGCCUUACCAGAUGACUUGGUAGAAGUGAAGCCAAAAAUGGUCAUGACAGUGUUCGCAUGUUUAAUGGGAAGAGGAUUAAACAAAAUAAAAUAAAGAACAGUUUAUUUUCUUUUUCUGCCAUGAUAAACGCAUUGAAUGCCUCAUUGUUUACAGACUAAUAUAAAGCAGAUAGUUUAUAUAUAUAAAUGUGGAAAAGUAAAGAUAGAUUAUUUAAAAUGAUUUCUUUUUUAGUUAUCACUUGAAAUGUGUAUUACAUCCGUAUGCGAGCUAACUCUGCUAACAUCAUGCAAUAAUUGUAAUUAACAUUACUAUGUUCAGCAGCUUUUUUAACCUGUAUAUGAUUUUUUUCAGUGCAAAUAUUCCCAAAACUGUAAAGUGCUAUUUUAGGAAAUACUAUGAAGUCAAAACUUUUGAUUGUUUUAAUUUUAAUUGUUGCUAGUAAAUGUCUCUUGCUAUGGUUAUAAAAUAAAGAGACAAUCCUUUCAAUAAAAGAGAAUAUAUGUAGCUCAGGAUUGAAUUGUGGAGUCUUUGGUCCUCUUGUCUUUGGUUCUUUGUAGAUGUUUCAUUACCUGAAUAGGUAACAUCAUUAGCACUAUUAAGUGUGGACUUUGCUCACUGUUUAUAUACAGUGUCUAUAUAUAUCCUGUCAGUGUUGGUGGAAGUGUAGUUCCUGGAUAUCCUUAUCAGCAGAGGAAAUAAUAUAAAAAAACAGUCCACACUAACCAAGUGCUCCAUUACUAAAAUAAUAACCUAACCUCUCAUACUAGUUGCUGUGUAAGAACAUUAUUCAGAAGAGUAAAAACACUGCAGCAACCAAAACAUCAGAAAAAGGAACAUACAAGCUAUGAAAAUAACUCUACCACACGUUAAAAGUAUUUCAGAAAAAACUAAUACUCUAUAACUGUGUUUCUCAACCUUGGUAACUUGAAGAUGUGUGGACUUCAAUUCCCAGAUUUCUCCAACUAGCCAUGCUGGCUAGGGAAUUGAAGGCCACACAUAUCCAAGCUGCGAAGGUUGAGAAAUGUUGCUCUAUAUAACAACCACAUAGCAUCAUCACAGCAUGUUGACCAACUAAAGACCUCGAAAACAUCUUAAGUAAAUAAAAAGACCCAGUAGCCCAAAAAAUGUGAGUCUACAACAUAUAGUGUAAGGACCAUAACCACCACUAUAUAGGAGAGAAAAACAGAACAGAUCUUAUGAACACCAACCUAACAAUCAGAAGACAUAAUGAAACUUCUUAAUCUCACAAUACAUGGACAGACUCAGCUAUAGUUGCAACUUGGAAGUGGGGUAUCCCAGAUGAAGCUAAAUUCAAAAACACUAGAAAAUUGCUGUCAGCUUGGUAGUCAGAUAAAUCAGCUAUCAGAGAUAAACCCCAUUUAUACACCAUUCAAAAAAGAUAAUUGUACUAACUGUCUUUACUUUGGCUGUAAACCGCCCUGAGUCCUUUGGGAGAAGGGCGGUAUAGAAAUUGAAACAAUAAAUAAAUAAAUAAAUAAUAAAAAAGCUAAGGAAACAAAAAGACCAGAAAACAUUCUUCCAGUAGCUGAUAUCCAGAUGAGCAGGGAUUCACACCAACAAACCAGUGGCAAAGCAAGCUACUAUAUAUAAAAGAGAACAAAGUUCACACUCACUACCAUUGCUGAUGUUACCUAGUCAGGUAAAGAAAUGUCUACAAGCAAACAAUUGAAUGGCACCAAGGACUCUACAGACAAUGUUUAAAGCUGAAACAAAUCUUGUAUUUCAACUAUGAAUUAGGUAUUGAAAAGAAAAUGUUCCCUUACCAAAGCAGCUUCUUUUUAUUAGCUUACUGGUGUAAAUUAUAGUUAAUUGGUAUGUGAGUACCUGUUCUUUAGACUGCUUGUUGGAAAACAACUUCACAGAGAGAUGGUACAAACUGUAAAUAAACUUUAAGCACUGAUGAGGCUGGUGUGGGUAGAAUCAGUAAAAUUUGCUCUGAAGAGAGAAAAAAUACUCUGUUCCAAUCUCAACUUCCAUUAGCAUGGUCAUGAAAGAAGACAUUUAUAAUGGCUCCAGAGUAGUAACAUUUGUAAAUUGUACCCUGUUUUAUAUUUCAAUUUCUCAGAAAAAAGAAUCUAGAGAGUACAGCAAUAUGUUGGUUAUCUUUAUGAAGCAAUCAGGGAUGUGACAAAGUGAAGAUAUUUUGAUAUAGAAAAGGAAUUUUGGUGUAUUCUCUUAGCUGUGCUUAUAUGCCUCUAUUACUAUUAGGAUUACUAUUACUAUUACUAUUAUAUAUUAGAUGCAGGAUUGUACUGCUAAUCAACUAAUUAAAUAUUGGGAAUUAAAAUGUUUUUUUUUAAAUUCGUUAUACUGAUAGUUAAAAUUUACUUGUGCUGUUGAACUUACAAAUUCCAUUUCGGAGAUUUUUCUGUAGAAACGUUUCUUCUGUAUUGCAACUUGUACAUUUUAUAAAAAAACAAAAAAUAUUAUAAAAAUCAAACUUAGGAUUUGCAGUUUAGAAUAAAAUCAAUUAAAACAUGUUUAAUAAUAGCAUUAAAUAAAUGGUAUGUAUAUUGUA
This is a messenger RNA of Ahaetulla prasina, 4617 nucleotides long. It is a transcript of the gene PLS1, whose product is annotated as plastin 1. Gene Ontology annotation, cellular component: cytoplasm; actin filament bundle; actin filament. Gene Ontology annotation, biological process: actin filament bundle assembly; actin filament network formation. The record is from RefSeq and is a predicted model, not a curated record. The coding region runs from base 306 to 2171 and encodes 621 amino acids. NCBI's taxonomy places the organism in Eukaryota, Metazoa, Chordata, Lepidosauria, Squamata, Colubridae. The transcript has 18 exons. Gene Ontology annotation, molecular function: calcium ion binding; actin filament binding.